AAACUUAAAUUAAUAAAAUACAGGGGCCACCCAAAAAGUCCACAAAUGCAAAGACAUUAGAACCUACAUGCCAAAGUGAGGGACAUAGACGUGAGGAGAUGUAAUAGUAAGUGUUAACAUUUCAUUAACCGUUUCUUUUCCCUCUUUACAAUCCAGCCAAUUUCCAAAAAGACAAUCACAAAAGUCUUUCUUACCUUAUUUUUCUCUCUUCCACUUCUCUGUCUCUCCUUCCUCUGUCAUUCCCCUAGGGAACAAACAAGAAUAGAACAUUAGGGAAAAGAAAAAAUGAAGAAAAUAGACAACCCAAGUUUCUCUAAUCAUGCAGUAUUUCGUUUGAUAUUCCAUUGAUUUUCUUCUUGGCAAUGUGCUAUAAUGGACCGCAGGACCCUAACGAUGAACUGGGAUGGUCUUGGAGAAGAUGAUGAUGAUGACAACUUCUUUGAGUCCCGUGACCGGCUUUCAACAGCCAUUCCCUUUGACUUGGCAUCCUCAGGAUCAGACGACGAUGAUGAAUUCGAGGAUAGCCGCCUCUCCUUUGUCUCGACCCUUUCCUCAGCCUCCAUAAAGAAAUUCCAAGGGAUUGAGAUUGAGGCAGUUUCUGAUUCUUUCACCAGCAUGGAGGACUAUGGCAUGUGGAUGGCUGAACCUGGUGAUAUCAAGGAACGUCGAAGGCGUCUCCUUCAAGGCAUGGGGUUAUCAAGCAAUAAGGACCUCCUCAAGCUCAAAAGCGCCAAGAUUGUACGAGCCAUUUCAAGAAAAGUUGAGACCAGCCAAGAUUCCAAACCACCAAAGGCUGAAUAUUCUCCUGCAAAAGAAUUAAAUCCAGAACAACAGCCAUCAGCUUCACAGCCAAUUGUGCUGGUCAGGUCGAGAUCAGACGGAGACAUACAAUAUUUUUCUGUGAAUACCAAGAAAAGGAAAGAGGAGCUAAUUGGUGAAAUCUCUAAACAGCGGCUCACUAGGACAUUUUCAGGUGUUUUGGCACCGAGCUUAGGAAUAUGCAAAUUAGCUGGUUCGGUUAGAAUGUCACACAGAAAGAACACAAGUGGAUCGUCAAUGCAAAAUGGCAGUGAUAUGUCAUCCACAUUGUCGAAUGGGAAUCCUGACGUGGGCUUUGCUUCAUUCUUCUUGAUAAAGAAUUUGGACACUGGAAAGGAGUUCAUUGUCAAAGAGUCUAACGAACAGGGAAUGUGGAAUAAGCUCAGUGAUCUUCAGACAGGAAAGCAGCUUACCAUGGAUGAAUUUGAGAAAUAUGUGGGAUAUUCUCCUGUUGUAAAGGAACUGAUGCGCCGGGUAAAUGGUUCAAGAAAUCAUGAUGAUGAGAGGAAAUUAAACGCAAAUUCAUAUUUGAGUAAAAGCUUCAGAAAUAGCAAGAGAAGGGGAGUUGCUCUUUUGAAGAACAUAAAAGGAGUAGCACAUAGCAUGAGCGGAAAAAUUAUUGAUAAAGAACGUGAGCAAACGGCGCCUGAGGAACAUCAGAAACCAAAUAAGGACUCCUCCAAAUGGAUUAAAGUCCGCCAGCAUGGAAAGUCCUACAAGGAACUCACAGCUAUGCACUUGUGCCAGGAAAUCCGUGCUCACGAGGGCUCAAUUUGGACCAUAAGGUUCAGCUCAGACGCACGCUAUCUAGCAACUGCAGGGGAAGAUACGUUAAUUCAUAUAUGGGAAGUGCAAGAAUGUGAAGUUAUGAAUGACGUACACUCUGUUGUUGGUGCUGCAAGUACCUCACCUACUCAUCCAAUGGCUUGCUCUCUCAGUACCUCCCCUGUUCAUCCAAUUGCAAGGACCAAUUCCGACCGGCCUCCUCUGCCAGAGAUGGGACAUAUGGCAUCAGAAAGAAGGAAGAGGGGGAAGGUCUCCCAUAAGAAAAAGGGAAACUCANCAAAUUCCAAUUUAUGUGAAAGUUUUUCCUUUUUAGUUAGUCCCAUUUACAUACAUACUAACAUGCACUAUCAAACUUGGAUGCAGCUACUUCUUUCAUCUUCGAUAGACAAGACUGUUCGGCUAUGGGAUAUUGAAACUCAAAGUUGCUUAAAAAUGUUCGCGCAUAAUGACUAUGUUACUUGCAUACAGGUCAAUCCAAUGGAUGAUGACUACUUCAUCAGCGGUUCUCUAGACGCAAAGGUUCGGAUUUGGAAUAUACCUGAUCGGAAAGUUGUAGAUUGGACUGAUCUUCAUGAAAUGGUCACUGCUACUUGCUUCACCCCAGAUGGCCAGGGUGCUUUAAUAGGCUCACAUAAAGGCAGCUGUCGUGUGUACACUACCUCCGAAUGCAAACUGGAACAAAAAGACAACAUCGACAUUCAGCCUAAGAAAAAUUCUCAACUCAAGAAGGUCACUGGUUUACAGUUUGCCCCAUGGAACCCAGCAGAAGUGCUUAUAACUUCAGCUGAUUCUCGUAUCAGAAUUUUUGACGGGUCAGAGAUGAUCUAUAAGUUUAGAGGUUUCCGAAAUACAAGCAGCCAAAUUGCAGCUUCGUUCAGUUCAGAUGGGAAGUAUGUCAUAAGUGCAAGUGAAGACUCUCAUGUCUACAUCUGGAAGAGAGAAGAACCUAAGACCCCCACCGGUAAACGUAGAACUUCAGUCUCUGUUCAAGCUCACGAGCGCUUUCAAUGCAAAGAUGUUUCAGUUGCCAUCCCAUGGCCAGGUAGUGUAAAGAAUGAACCACCACUUGUAGAGAUGCACUCAAAAAGGCAUUCAAAACGCUUCCUCCCGCCCCCAUAUCCCACUGUUGGCUCUCCUACAAAAGAAAACCCUGAUGUGGCAAAUAGUAAAAGACAUUUGCCACCUCUACCCAUAAAAGUUAAUGCAUCGGAGAGAGUCCAAAGUAGCCAGGAAGAGGAAGACUUAGCUCAACUUUCUCGGACAGAUUCUGGUAUUGGUCCCAGUGAAUCAUUUGUAUCAGGUUCUUCAUCAACUAGGUUUGGUGAUUCACCUUCUAUAUCUGCAUCCAGCAGCUCACGCUCACACUCUUGGUCCUCCUCCUGGUCUCAAGAUGGUAGUAACAGCAAUGGCAGCAACGUUGUCCAAGCAACAGCAUGGGGCAUGGUAAUUGUGACAGCAAGUUUGGGAGGUGAGAUCAGGGUGUAUCAAAAUUUUGGGCUACCUCUGAAAGCUGGUCGUCAGACCAAUCUCUUUAGAGAUCUGACAUAAAUUGUUGUUGAGGGAACAAAGUGAGACCUAUAUUCUGUUCUUGAGCUUGAAAUUUUUCUAUAAUACUUAGAUGUUUAAGACCUAGUCGAGCUCAAGUUACACUGAACAAGGCAGAAGCGAUUGGCUUCACAAUGUUGAUAAGUAAAUGGGGAAACGGGUAAUUUUUUCCUUUUAGUACCUUUUACAUUAGAAAGACCAAGCAGAGAUCACAGUGUUCAAUGUUCCAAACAAUUGAACAUUUUAACUUGCAAUGUACAAUAGCAUGCAUUUUAACUAGCAUUUGCAAAACUUUGUUUUUUUUAACAAGUGUCUCACAGGUUAGCCGUUUCAA
Molecule: messenger RNA, 3484 nt
Organism: Nicotiana tabacum (common tobacco)
Lineage: Eukaryota; Viridiplantae; Streptophyta; Magnoliopsida; Solanales; Solanaceae
Source: RefSeq, a predicted model, not a curated record